CUUUAACAAUUGCGCUACACAGGGUUUUCUCGUUGACUUAUAUCAGAGAGAGUAGAAUAAAUGAAAGAUAGCGUUUCUAACCCACUUCUUUAUUGGUGUAUUGAACAGACAAAAAAUUAUUCGUUCGUUAACAUCACAAAUUUCACUACAUCAUGGAAAGAUGGAUUAGCAUUUUGUGCUUUACUCCAUAAAUAUUUUCCUGACCUCAUAGACAUUUCUACGCUGAAAGCUGAAAACGCCGUCAGAAACCUCGAACUAGUCAGUUUGUCUCUAUAAUAUAUAAAUUUGCGUAGGCAUUUUUUGUUGCGGAAACUAAAUUAGAUGUACCGGUGCUUUUAAAUUCACAGUCUUUGGUAUCUGAAGGAAAUGUAGAUGAAGAGCUGGUUGUAGACUACAUCUCAAAACUGUAUAAAGCAAUAACUUGUAAAUGCCAGGGUAAUUUUUAAUUACGUUUAUAUCAAAGAUUCAUAGAACAAAUGUGGUCGAAUACAUCUGUUGAUAAACAGCUAUCAUUAUUGUAUGAUGAAGAAGUGGCUCUUCCUUCAUGCUGUUUGUGUGGGCAAAGCAUUUUUCGUAUGGAAGAAUUGACUGUUUUCAAUAAGAAGUACCAUCGAAGUUGCUAUCGGGAUAACCAACUGAAUUACCUUAAAGAGCGAAACCGAACCCUUAAAGUUUCGAUUGAAUAUGAGAACUUGAAGGCUAUCGAUUCUUCUAGUGCAGAGAAGCUUUCUUCUGACUCUUUACCGACCUCUACAAAGGUGGACUCAUCUUUUAUUCUCAUUCGUCCAGAACAACUGUCUGAUUGUGACAGUAUUGGGAAAAAUCAGCGGACUCAAAGAGCUCCUUCUAGACCACCAUUACCAGACAUUUUAAAUAACUAUGCGUACAAACAAAAUGGUUUUACAAAAAAGAAGCCUAAUAAUGAAACUAGCCGGAAACCUUUUGAAACGAAUGACCGAUUGAAUCUUUCCCAAGUCCCCGUAUCGUAUCCUGAUUCAUUGAAUCCAUUUGCGGAUGAUUCACCUUGUGACUCUAAUGAUAAAUUAAACUGCACUCAAAAGCCCUAUAAUCCAUUCGAUGAUGACGAACUACCUGCCUUAGAUACGAAAAUUACUGAUAAUGUGACUCCCACUUCCUCUAACACAGUGGAUUUACAUGACUCCCCAUUUUCCGCAACAGAGCCUGAUAGUAACGUUCAUACGCAUUUAUCCGAAAAAAGUAAUCCUAUUUACUGUGUUGAGUGUACAGUGUCAGAUAAGUCACAAGACUUGCGAAAUGCUCACUCGUCAAUAUGUGAUUUGUCCAGCUUACUAGACUAUGGCUGUUUGUACAAACCGCAGUCCUCUUAUUCAGUGACUGAUCAUGCUGAUGAAAUGCAUAAGAAAACUACCAGGUCAACCACUACCAAAAGACCAGCCCCACCUAUUCCUGUUUUAUGCUGGCGUGAAGUCAGAAGUGAUCGGCGGAGUGAUUUUGUUCCAUAUUCUGAAUUGCACAGAAAACUGUAUGAAGUUAACAACGAGCUUUCCAAACUAGAAUUACAAGCUCGAAGUAUACAGACAAGAAUUAAAGAGAUGUCUGAAAAGGAUCGAAACGUCAAAGAAUUGCUGAAUCAAUGGUUGCAUACGGUGCAAAUGAAGGAUAAUCUUUUUAAAAAGGAAUCAGAGUUACUUCAGAGGCUUCGUUGUCAAGAAUUAGAAGAUCGGCAUGCAGAGUUGGAGUAUGAGCUACGAAUGCUAUUGGCUAAACAAGAUAUCCUUAAAACCAAAGAAGAAAAAGCACGAGAAGAAGAAUUAAUCGCUGAUUUAAUAUAUAUUGUGGAUAAAAGAGCUGAACUUGUAGAAUCUGCUGAAAAUGUAAAAGUCAAGGUUAGAGGUAGGUCAUCAACCCGAAAAACUCUGGAAAAUAAAUUUAAAAAAUUGUGCCUGACUAUGAGUAAUGCCAGUCUAUUACACAAAGGAUCAUCUGCACACAGUUAUUCAACAAGAAAAGAUCGAAAAUCAAGAGCAUCUUCUAUAUUUCGUUUCAAGAACAAUUAA
Trichobilharzia szidati is the source of this 2039-nucleotide messenger RNA. The record is from the annotation of a GenBank genome assembly. NCBI's taxonomy places the organism in Eukaryota, Metazoa, Platyhelminthes, Trematoda, Strigeidida, Schistosomatidae.